AUGGAGACGCGGGACAACACGGAGAAGGAAGAGUUUCGCGAGGAUCACAAAUCAAUCAUCGGACCGAUACAUGGAGAGGUGAGUGGUGCAAACUUUGUGGCAACAGAAUCUAUCCUGGUCCUGGCUAUAAAGGUCCUGGCGCCACGCAAGACUUUGUCCCCGGCCUUUGUCAAGCAAAUCAUGUUCCAGAACAAAGCAUGA
This is a messenger RNA of Penicillium diatomitis, 201 nucleotides long. RefSeq lists its product as uncharacterized. The record is from RefSeq and is a predicted model, not a curated record. NCBI's taxonomy places the organism in Eukaryota, Fungi, Ascomycota, Eurotiomycetes, Eurotiales, Aspergillaceae. The coding region runs from base 1 to 201 and encodes 66 amino acids. The transcript has 2 exons.